GCCUAUAUGUCAAUCGCCGUCACCGGAUUCCCCAACAUGUUCCUGAUGGGUUGUGGACCCGGGAUAACGUAUGCCAAUGGGUCGCUAUUGCCCUGUACAGAGGUACAAGCUGACUACAUUGUCGCUUGCUUGUCGAAGUUGCAGAAGCAAGAUAUCAAAACCAUGGAAGUUAACAAGGAUGCGCAGGACGAGUAUAAUAUCCAACGAGAAGCGCUUAUGAAGGAUCUCGUAUUUACUGAACCUUGUCCCUCCUGGUAUAAAGGUGGCAAAGUAGACGGUGAACCGGAUGCGCUCUACGCUGGUAGCACUCUUCACUUCUUGGAAAUGUUAGCUUCUCCCCGAUGGGAGGACUGGAAGUUUGUCUCGCUACAUCCCAAUCGCUUUUCAUACUUGGGCAACGGAGACUCUUCGAUCGAGGCUACUGGAGGUGACAGAGCAUACUACAUCACAAUGCAAGACGCGAGAAACGCUCUGAAAGCCAGUGACUAUCAAGCAGACUGAGUAUGUAAUGAUCCAUAGUGAUUUCUUUUCGUUGUCCAAACAUUAUGAAUACAUAUCAUUGGUACAGAUUGCAAAUGUGAUGCGUUUAUAUGCCUAUAUUACGCACUCCUCGACAUGUCUUGCAUUACUGAUUUGUCAUAAAGCAUCGGAACGCCCACCGCGC
Molecule: messenger RNA, 664 nt
Organism: Desarmillaria tabescens
Lineage: Eukaryota; Fungi; Basidiomycota; Agaricomycetes; Agaricales; Physalacriaceae
Exons: 6
Coding region: 7-501 (164 amino acids)
Source: RefSeq, a predicted model, not a curated record